Molecule: messenger RNA, 697 nt
Organism: Lecanosticta acicola
Lineage: Eukaryota; Fungi; Ascomycota; Dothideomycetes; Mycosphaerellales; Mycosphaerellaceae
Source: the annotation of a GenBank genome assembly
AUGAAUCGACUCUUUGGCGCAAAGAGCAACGCGCCCAAGCCGACUCUAAACGAUGCGAUCGGAAAGGUAGGCAUCGGCCAUGAGCUUUCUUGCACCUACACGCGCUGACAACAUACAGGUCGACGGCCGGAUAGAGAACAUCGAUGUCAAACUCGCGAGGCUUAAUUCCGAACUACAGACCUACCAGCAACGACUCAGCCGCAUGCGCGACGGACCGGGCAAGAACGCGAUCAAGCAAAAGGCGAUCAAGGUCCUCCAGCAGCGCAAGAUGUACGAGUCACAAAAGGACCAGCUACAACAGCAGAGCUGGAAUAUGGAGCAGGCGGGCAUGAUGCAGGAUAACCUCAAGAACACCAUGGCGACGGUAGACGCCAUGAAGACGACCCAGAAAGAGCUGAAGAAACAGUACGGCAAGGUCAACAUUGACAAGAUCGAGAAGAUGCAGGACGAAAUGGCAGAUCUGAUGGACAUGGGCAAUGAUAUCCAAGAGAGUAUCAGCAGGAGCUACGAUGUGCCCGAGGACGUGGACGAGGCCGAGUUGGAUGCGGAGCUGGAAGCGUUGGGCGAUGAGGUUGAUUUUGGCGCAGAGUUGAACAUGGAGGGCGAGAUGCCCGGUUUCUUGGCUGAGAGCUCAGGCCCGCCUCAGUUCAUUGACGAACCUCCCGAGCAGGGCAAAGAGAAGCAGGCAGCCACAUGA